AUGAUGAAUCUGCCCGAAUCGGUACUGCUGUGUCUUUUUCCCAACGGCUUGAUCCUCACGCGUCAGCCUCGUGUACCGUCGAUCUUGGACCAGGACGGCGAAGAGGACGAAGAGGAGCUCUAUCUAGUCGACUUUGAUCCACAGUGCCUCUCCUACGUCCUCAGCUUCUUCAAAACAGCGCAAGACGAGUUCUACGGCACCAACGAGCUUUCCGGAAAGUACAGACCUAGCUCCAGCUACGGUAAUAACUCCGGACUGUACCACUACGCCCAGGCAUCGGGCGAAGGCUCCGACCCCAACCAAGGUGGCAUGUCGCAGAUUCCGCUGAUGAACAAGCAGCCCAUCAUUGUCUUGCGCGAGGAGCUUGAGUACUUUGCCAUCCCGCCAAAGAAGGCUGCAGCUGCUAGCGUCGGCGUUCAGCCAGCCAGUGUCGACUCUGAAACCUUCGAGGGCACCGAUCCCGCCUCGGGUCACCCAACGGCAGCGCUGUUCCGACUCAAAUACGCCUGUGGAGAUGCUUUGCUCGACCGCAAGCAGAUCUUUACGGCACUGCAGCGCAACGUCAACAAGGAGAACAACUUGGCAGAGCAGCACCUCAUCGAUAUGCUGUGCAUGAGCGGCUUUGAUCGCGAAGACACAUGGGGCUUUCGAGCGCUCGAGCCGAAUCGCUGCUGCAUCACCUCCAUUGCGCUCGUCCUGCUCAAAACCGGCAUCACACACGCCGGGGAGCUGGAAGCAGAAGGUAUCUUGACUGACUCGACGAAUGCGGCCGAGUACCACGAUCCCACAGGCCAGACGAGCAUGAUGAACAACAUCCGCGUCGACCACCAGCAGUUUGCAACAGCACAAAAGCUGCUCCUCUUCUGGCGCAAGCCCGCAAGAAAAUGCUGGUGGGACGGCAUCGACAUUGUGCUGCCCGCUUCAAGUGCAGACGCUCCUCAGGCUGUACAGCCAGAGGACCUGAAUGAUGCAAGUCUGACCGCCAAGGAGGUGGAGUUGUUCAAAUCCGGAAAGGGCAGAAAAGUACGAGUCUGGGCACGCAGACCUAUUUCCGACUUUCUUCUCGACGUCCUCACCUUGCUUGUCAUAUCACCAUAUCUCCAGGGGAUACGACACCGAGAAGUCAUCUCGAGCAGCAGUACCUUCGCAAUGGCGUCACGAUCAACUAGUCUGGCGCGUCAGGCCCUGACUACUGCAGCGGCGGCAUCACGCGUUCAAAGGCGUGCUGCACUUCCGGUGGCCCGAAGCUUCAGUUCCUCAUCUCACCGAUCGAAUGCGUCCACCUCGUCUUCCGUCACCUUAGAUCAGCUGCGCAACACAUCACAAGCGCUCUCGCAUAGCGAAGGUAUCUCAGCGACAGCAUCUGAGGUCGACGCCGCUCCCGCCACACAGGAAGAAGAGCAAUUUGUCCUGCCCAACUGCUUACUCCCCACAGAAUCGCUCCCACCGACACAUGGCAUUCAUGUCGCAACGCUACACCUUCGUUCGUACGAAGACGGUCGAUACAACCUUGAUCUGUUCGCCGACUUUGCUCGUCGAGCAGCCUUUGCCAUAGGCAUUCCCGCCAGCGGCGUGGCGCACCUACCCACACGCACGUCGCUCUGGACCGUACCACGAUCGCCAUUUGUGCACAAGAAAUCGCAGGAGAAUUUUUGGAGGAAGACGCAUUCGAGAGCAAUCAAGCUGUACGAUGCAAAUGAUCAGGUGGUCGACCGCUGGUUGCACUUUCUGAGGAUUCACGCGCUUCCAGGUGUAGGGCAGAAGGCCGAGCUGUUCAGGUAUCAUGAAGUGGGUGUCGGUGAAAAGCUGAUGGAGGAGGCGAAGGCGUUGCAACGUUCGACGGCUUCUUCUGCAGAUGGCAAGGAUGCAUCGACUGUUUCUGCGCCGGAGGGAUCGACGGCGGAAAGCAUUAAGAAGAUCGCAGAUGGGAUUGUCGAAAAGGAGAUGGCACAGGAGGGAUCUUCGGAGCAAAAGUGA
Molecule: messenger RNA, 1977 nt
Organism: Pseudozyma hubeiensis SY62
Lineage: Eukaryota; Fungi; Basidiomycota; Ustilaginomycetes; Ustilaginales; Ustilaginaceae
Exons: 2
Coding region: 1-1977 (658 amino acids)
Biological process (GO): translation
Cellular component (GO): ribosome; small ribosomal subunit; mitochondrion
Molecular function (GO): structural constituent of ribosome
Source: RefSeq, a predicted model, not a curated record